UAGUAACAUUUCUAUUAUUAUAUUAUUACUUAAACUCCAAAAGGGUCCCCCAUUCAAUCAUGCGCACACACACACUUGUGUAUAUAGCCUUCUCUUCAUGGCUAUAUAUAUGUGUGUGUAUGCAUGAGGUCUGUCGUCAUUCAUCAACUCUCCCUUCUUUUCUUUGAUUUUCACAGGAUUCUUGAAUAAAGCCGUUUGGUGGUUUGUGUUUUGUGUGUGUGAUUUCAAGGUGUUUUGGUGUGUGUGGAGAUUUGAGACAAGAAGAUUUGAUGGUAAUAUUUGCGAGGAAGGAAAAGGAGGGAAUGAGAGUGGGGAAUAAGUAUGAGUUAGGAAGGACACUUGGUGAGGGUAAUUUUGGAAAGGUGAAAUUUGCUAGGAAUCUUGAUUCUGGCCACCCUUUUGCUGUUAAAAUCUUGGAGAAACAGAGAAUCAUUGAUCUCAAGAUCACAGAUCAGAUUAAGAGGGAGAUUGGAACAUUGAAGCUCCUUAAACACCCUAAUGUGGUUCGUCUACACGAGGUCAUAGCAAGCAAAACCAAGAUCUACAUGGUCCUUGAAUACGUGAAUGGUGGUGAAUUGUUUGAAAAAAUUUCUUCUAAAGGGAAACUCUCAGAGGCUGUUGGCAGAAGGCUAUUUCAACAGUUAAUAGACGCGGUUAGCUAUUGUCAUGAUAAAGGCAUUUUUCACAGGGAUCUUAAGCUUGAGAACGUACUUGUUGAUGCAGUAGGAAAUAUAAAGGUUUCCGAUUUUGGCCUGAGUGCACUACCCCAGCAUCUACAGGAUGACGGAUUAUUGCAUACAACCUGUGGCAGUCCCAACUAUGUUGCUCCUGAAGUUCUCAAGAACAAAGGCUAUGAUGGUGCCACCGCUGAUACUUGGUCAUGUGGAAUAAUAUUGUACGUGAUUCUCACAGGAUAUCUACCAUUUGAUGAUAGAAAUCUAGCAGUUCUAUUCCAAAAGAUCUUCAAGGGUGAAACUCAAAUUCCAAAGUGGUUAUCCCCAGAAGCCAAACACCUUAUAAGGCGGAUUCUCGAUCCCAAUCCCAGUACUCGAAUAACAAUGUCAGAAAUUAAAGAACACGAUUGGUUUAAACAGGACUAUACUCCUGCACAUCCCGAGGAAGACGAUGAUGAUGUCCACAUAGAUGAUGAAGCCUUGUCAAUAAAUGAGCCCCCUGGAGCAGAAAAAGAUCUUAAUUCACCAUCCCAUCGCAUCAAUGCCUUCGAGCUAAUUGGAAUGUCCUCGUGUCUGGAUCUCUCAGGAUUUUUCGAGAAAGAGGAUGUUUCGGAGCGGAAGAUCAGGUUUACAUCAAAUUAUACCCACGAAGAAUUGACCGAGAGGAUCAAGAGUACAGUAUUGCAGAUGGGUUUUAGUGUUCAAAAGAAAAAUGGCAAGCUAAAAGUGACUCAAGAGCAUAAAGGCGGGAAAAACUCGGCUAAUCUAUCAGUUGCAGCAGAGGUUUUUGAAAUCAGCCAUAUGUUAAACGUAGUUGAAUUAAGAAAAUCUUUCGGAGAUGGCAAAGUCUAUAGACAGUUGUGCGAGAAGUUGAUGCAUGAUCAUGGUGUAUCGCGUAGUCAAGAGCUUUUGGCAGCAGAGUUUUGAAGGUGAGGACAGAUGUAGAUACCCAGGACAGCAAUGUUGUAAAUGCCCUCUUGAACUACUUGUACAGAGAACUCCUUUUCCGGUGCCAAUUAUGAAAUGCAAGCUAUAGCGCCUUAUGAACAAA
Daucus carota subsp. sativus is the source of this 1725-nucleotide messenger RNA. Its product is annotated as CBL-interacting serine/threonine-protein kinase 1. The transcript has 12 exons. The coding region runs from base 270 to 1601 and encodes 443 amino acids. NCBI's taxonomy places the organism in Eukaryota, Viridiplantae, Streptophyta, Magnoliopsida, Apiales, Apiaceae. Gene Ontology annotation, biological process: protein phosphorylation; signal transduction. The record is from RefSeq and is a predicted model, not a curated record. Gene Ontology annotation, molecular function: ATP binding; protein serine/threonine kinase activity.